AUGUGGUGGAGAGCAGCUCUAUACCGGGUGAGACGGCGGACCAGGGCCCUGAGAGCACACCUGAGGUCAGACCUGAAGCAAAUCACAGUAGAGGAGGGCUUUGAUCUUCAGGACCCUGCUCCUCACCCUGAGUUCCCUCCCACUCUAGACCACCAGGAUGUCCACAACGGUCCAGUCUGUCGGGCAGCAGGGGAUUCUGUGUGUCCUCUGACAGGACAGCUGGACAGUACAGCUGUGGACAAGAGUCCUAAGGACAUUUUGAUCCGAUAUCAUAUUGGCAAGAAGAUGGGACAAGGAGGAUUCGGAGCUGUCUAUGAAGGGGUUCACUGUAAGGAUGGCUUGAAGCCUGAUCAUCCCGAACCCCUUCCCAUAGAAGUGGCUCUGACCAUCAUGGCCAACAAGGGCCCCAGCUGCACCAAUAUAAUUCAGCUGCUUGAUUGGGAGGAGCAGGCUGAAUUUUACAUCAUGGUGCUGGAGCGUCCCUCACCCUGUGAGGAUUUGUUCGACUUUGUGCAGCGCCAUGGCGGCAGACUGCAUGAAGGGCUAGCACGGUCUGUCAUGAGGCAGGCCGUGCUAGCUACUGAUAUAUGUUGUUACUGUGGAGUGCUGCACCGGGACAUCAAGCUUGAAAACCUCCUUAUCAACAGCGACACCCUGGACGUGAAGCUGAUCGACUUUGGGUGCAGGGACCUUCUUAGGAAGAGUGCCUACAUGACAUUCAUUGGCACACAACAAUACUGCCCUCCUGAAUAUACAGCAAUGGGCAAGUACAAUGGCAAGCCAGCGACCGUCUGGUUAUUGGGAAUGCUCCUCUUCCUAAUGGUCUGUGGGUAUUAUCCUCAUGGCACUGACCUGCACAUGAUGGAGGCCAAGUGUUGGUCAAAGGCUGGCUUGUCAAGAGAAUACAGCCAUUUGAUUCAGGCUCUUCUGCAAAGAGAGCCAAAGCAUCGGAUGGGUCUGGAGAAGAUACUUCUCCAUGACUGGUUUAAGGUCACAGCAUAAGUCAUGGCGAAACUGAGAAAGAGUUCCUUGUCAAGGCUGCCCCCUCUUUUCUCUUUAUG
This is a messenger RNA of Myxocyprinus asiaticus (Chinese sucker), 1061 nucleotides long. Its product is annotated as serine/threonine-protein kinase pim-1-like. Gene Ontology annotation, molecular function: ATP binding; protein serine/threonine kinase activity. Gene Ontology annotation, cellular component: cytoplasm. Bases 1 to 1002 code for a protein of 333 amino acids. The record is from RefSeq and is a predicted model, not a curated record. Gene Ontology annotation, biological process: regulation of mitotic cell cycle; protein autophosphorylation; negative regulation of apoptotic process. NCBI's taxonomy places the organism in Eukaryota, Metazoa, Chordata, Actinopteri, Cypriniformes, Catostomidae. The transcript has 7 exons.